CUCUGGGUCAGAAACUUGACUGAUAUAAGAAUAUCAGCCCUACCUUCUAAUGAGCCGAUGUAUGAGGUGAAAUCGAAGGGAAACUGCGCGAUCCGCCUCUCAAACGUAGGAGUUGUUAUGUUGUGGUUGCCGCCAGGCCGAUAUUCCAUCUGUAUUUGUUGAUCAAUAUACAAGCUCUCAAGCGGGAAGUACAAAAGGUAAGCUUGUAGAGCGAUGCUCAAUUCAGCUGCUUCUGCAUUGGUGGACACUGAUCUAGGUAGAACAGGUGGAAGAGAAACAAUCGGUCGAAACAUAACUUCACAGUAUGGAAAUGCGAAAGACAAUGCAGAAACCCUGAAGGAACAGAUGGAAACUCUGAACAUAAAAAACAAAGAUGCGCUAAUGGAUCACAUAGACAAAAUGGCACGCCGAACAUCGACUGUAGAGGAAAAUGGACAUGUCAAGCAGUCUCAAGAUGUCGGAAAUGUCUCCCAACAAAAAAUACUAAGUCCAAAAACAGAGAGAGGAAGAAGACUCUUACCAGCAACUCCAAAGUCACUUUAUUCGUCCCAGAGUCAAUUGACUCCGUCAAUUAAUCAUUCAGCUGAAAAUGUGACAUUAAACUCCAAACGACUUAGUACAUCCUCAUCACGAAGCAGUAAUACUUCUUUAUCUUCGGAAGAUGACCUCGGCAGAUCGAAAACCAAACAAACCCACAUUGCCCUGUACAAGUUCGUAGCACGACACGACGACGAAGUUAGCUUGGAAACUGGAGAUGCGGUUUAUGUGAACAAGAAGGGUGAAGAUCUGUGGUUCGAAGGGAUUAAUUUACGGACCGGCGAAUCAGGAAUUUUCCCAUCUCGCUACGUCUCUGAUAUUUUACGAGAAAGCGACGUUCAAGACAAUUCCAAAAGAGGUACACAAGUUAACCAGUUCAGUGUAAGAUUUCUUGGAUCAGUUGAAGUAAGUGGCUUCAAGGGAAAUGAUAUCAUAUGUGAUGCUAUGAGAGAGAUUGUAAAACAGCAUCAACUGACAUCAGUUACCAAACCCCCAGCCUGUAUACUGGAUGUUAGUGAGAGAGGAAUCAGAAUCACUGAACAUCCUCAAGGUCCUUUAGGAGGGAAGGAAUCUAAAUUCUUUAAGAAAUCAAGCAGACGUAAAUUAGGGAAACUCUUUGACAGGGAUGGAAAGGAAACUUUAACCCAAUCUCACUAUUUUGCAUUGAAGAAUGUAACAUUUUGUGGUUGUCAUCCACAAAAUGCCAGAUUCUUCGCCUUUAUCACGAAACAUCCAGAGGAUCACCGAUUCGCGUGUCAUGUGUUUAUGUCGGAAUUCUCGACAGAGCCAGUAGCAAACGCUGUAGGGCUGGCCUUCAAGAAGUUUUAUGCCGAAUUUCUCGAUUAUCAAGCUCCUAUAGAAGAUUUCUAUAUUGAAUGACGACGAAAUUUGUCCCAUUUUGUAGUUUACCAUACCCCAAAACUAUAAUAAUCCAUAGUAAUUUUAAAAUAUUCUUCUAGAUAAUUUGAUUUUUGAAAAAUCAACAAGGAAUUAUUUAAUAGAUAGGUUGAUCCUAAAUUUGGUGAUGAGAAAGGUAUUAUCCCUUUCGACGGUGUUGCGAGCGGAAACAAUCUGUGUAAAUAUUCAUUCAUUUCUAAAUGGUAAUAUUCAUAAUAUCGCAAUUUUGAAGAAAAAUAGUGUAAACUACAGAUUAAUAGCCAUGAUUAAAAUCCUUGAAAUUUGGUGCAGUGCACUCCUGAUACUGAACUCACAUUCCAUGUUAGCAUCCCAAACGUAUUUCGUUCCCGGUUCUAUGGCAAAAAUUUCUCUCUUUUAGUUCGGAGCUGAAAACGUUUGUCAAACCCUUUCCUACUAAUGAUUAGAUACUAGUGGAAAACAGCCCACUGAGUUUAGUUGGAAACUAAGUUUCAAAAUAUAGCAUCAGGGAAUGUUGUCUUUUGUGAAAGAGUGUUAUUCAUAUCGGGUCUGCACAGGGCGCAAAUAUUCUUAAAGAGUGUCGAUGAAGUGCCUCUUCAUUUAUAAAAGCAUAUUAGGUGAAUUUUGUAACCUAUUGAACGGCAAGCUAGAUGUUAGUAAGCUUUAGAAGCAAAACUAAUUUUUAGUACUUAGAUGAUAUAGAGUUAAAAGUAUAGUAUUAAUAUAUAUAGAUUAAGUCUAGUAAAAAGUUUGUGUUGAAACAUACUAAACUGUACCAUUACAGUCAGUAACGUCAUUCUAUUUGACCAAAAAAAACCCUUGAUAAUUCAUAUUCAGACGAAGUAUGUGCCUUAAAAUUCGACUGAAAUCUUUACGAGGUUAGAUAAAGAUAAACUUAAUUAACAGACUGGACCACCACUUGGACUAAGAAGUCGGAGAAUAGAUCAUUAAUAUUGUGCCCUACUCCGUGCAGAAGGGACCCUUAAACUUGGCGCCGAGUCAAAUCCAUGAUCGCACUAUCUUGAGUCAGGAAAUCUAAACAAACACAGAAGAAAACACCCUUAAUUUGGCAAUCUUUCAAAGUCUCCAUUAGCCGGAUGUUGUUAAAAUAAGCAUUUGAAAUGAAUUUUAGACAUCAUAUUUAUUGCAAACGCAUUCUUAUAAGCGUCUGUGAAUGUGAACAUUUCAAACCAUCGUUUCUAUAGAAUUAGAGUUAUAUUGCAUUAAAUUCCCAAUACUCUCUACUUGAACUAUGUGCUCCGUCGUAGUGGGAAUUAUCUUGUGAUAGGUAACUUUUGGUUUACCAAAUUAAAGAAAGCAUAAGUUAC
Messenger RNA from Stylophora pistillata, 2741 nucleotides. Its product is annotated as C-Jun-amino-terminal kinase-interacting protein 1. NCBI's taxonomy places the organism in Eukaryota, Metazoa, Cnidaria, Anthozoa, Scleractinia, Pocilloporidae. Gene Ontology annotation, biological process: JNK cascade; regulation of JNK cascade. The record is from RefSeq and is a predicted model, not a curated record. Gene Ontology annotation, cellular component: cytoplasm. Gene Ontology annotation, molecular function: MAP kinase scaffold activity; JUN kinase binding.